AUGGGUUUUCAACGAUACAGUCGUACGCGGUCCCUCAAGGCUUCCCCGCGAGUGGAAGUCCUGUCUCUGGGAACGUCAGACUACGAUUCCGAAGGCUUUACCGAUGUCGAAGACGAGGCUUCUACUCGACGUGUCGUCUCAAGCCGUCCCAAAGAUGCCACAACCAUCACAUUCUCCGAGAAUUGCCGAAUGCUCAACGAUGUACCGUCAGCUAUAGACCCCUUGGUGAUAGAAGAGAUCGCCCAUGAUGACGAGCCGGAUGUGAUACGUCUUCUCGGUCAUGUUGAUGUCCUGGGCUGCCUGGAUCCAGCUUUAUAUUUUGAUCGAGAUGUAUGGUCUGGACCUCAUCCCGUUCACUCUGGUGGUGUUGCUCGCAAUAUACACUGGGGCGUUGUCUCUCCUAUCUAUCCCCAAGUCAGUGAUCAGCCUUUUCAAAGCUUCUGCCUGCCUCGGGGAAUGGCGUCCGAGGCUCAGGCUCCUCGGAUAUUCGGUACCAUCGACACAGUCUGCGCCGCCCUCGCGGUCGACUACCCCUCGCACCUGUACCGAGUCGUAGUAUGCGAUGACGGCGACUCCAAGAACCUGGCGGCUUGGGUCACUUCGCUCGCGCAACAGCGGUCGAACCUUCACUAUACAGCCCGUACGAGGCACGGGCCUGAAGGAUACAAGGCGGGGAACCUGAACCAUGGUCUGGGCUUCGUCGACGCUCUUCCUGGAGGGCCUGCCGAGUAUGUGGCCGGGAUAGAUGCUGACAUGAUUGUGGAGAGGAGGUGGUUGCGGUCUGUAAUGGCUCACAUCGCACCCGACCCAGACAUGGGUAUGGCAUGCCCAGCGCAGGUAAGAACCCCCAAGCUCAAGACGAUCAAUGAUCCCCUUUCCCAGUCAAAUCGACAAUCCUGGCGGCUAUCCAAUGUCGUCCGUGAUAUGGCGGACAUAGCGUGGAACACCGGCUCCGGCUGGGUCGCUCGGCGGCAAGCCAUCGAUGACAUUGGCGGCUUUCCUACCGGCUGCCUUAUAGAAGACAUACACAGCUCUACCUUGCUCCUGACCUUGGGAUGGAAGACAGCGUAUGUGGCCGAAGCUCUGCAGUACGGACUCGUCCCAGAGACAUACGAUGGACAUGUGAAGCAGUUCACGAGAUGGAGGGUUCUCGACUUCGACCAAGCUGUCGCCAGCGUCUUCGGCCCCUUUACAUCCGUGGUUGGCCUUGUGUUCACUGUACUCUUCCUUUUCAGCAACAUCCACCUGGCGUAUUUCAUGAAUCUGGACCAGUUGCGUCUGCUGCUGCGCCUUCAGACCUGUGCGACUCUCCUACAAGCGGUGUCCACGUGCUUGUCGAGUUUUCUCGUGGGCUACGAGACGGCCAUUAGGCAGGAUCCCGCGUGGAUGGGGUCCUUCACCCCAGCGCUGACACAAACACUUCGAAAAGACUACAUCGCUUCCGUAAUGCGCUCGUUCGUAUUGAACCCCUUUCUUGGAGGGCGCGCGGCUUCCUUCACACCCUCGGGCACAAUCUCCAACAACAUCCGCGAACGCGAUCACCACCGAAGAGCCCCCAUUCACCGACGCCUCUGGCACAUGAUGGCGCACUGCGGAGCUUGGUUCCACGUGAUAGUAGUGACCUUGCUUGUCGCUGGUGUAGCUUGCCGAGUUGCAGGACAUCCGCUCAUCACCAUCAUUCCCACGAACCCGCGUGCACUAUUGGUACAGCAGAGCAGCACGGUCGGAGAAGACAAUGUACCUGAAGCCUGGAUUGGGCUCUUGGAACGCAUCGCGUGGCCACCACUGGGCUGGCUGACGGGCAUCAUGUCCUGGUCGACACCGAUCCGAUACGCGCUGUUCCCGCCGCGCGUACCGGACAGGGAAGAAUUGCUAGGAGAUAGGGAUGAGAAGGGCGCAAGAUACCCGGCGGAUUCAGUCAAAGGCUGCAAGUGGUCACUUUGGGGGUUCGGAGAGACCCAUGUGUAUAUCCUCGGAGUUGGAUAUUCUGCAGGUCUGCUGAUUUGGAGCUUUUGGAUAUAA
Anthostomella pinea is the source of this 2022-nucleotide messenger RNA. Lineage: Eukaryota; Fungi; Ascomycota; Sordariomycetes; Xylariales; Xylariaceae. The record is from the annotation of a GenBank genome assembly.